AUGACGGGCUAUGCGAUCCCGGAUCACUUACCACCAGGUGCUGCCUUCUCAAAUCGGCUGAAGUUAGCCGAUGUGACUUCAAUGUCAAAUAUCAAUGCAGCCUACACGGACCUCAUGCAAGUUGUAGCAAGAUGGAAAGAUGAUAACGCUGCCUUGGUCAAGGCGCGCUUCAUGCUCCGUGCCAUCCUUACCUGGGCAGGAUUGAGUUCCGGGCAGUGGGCAGCGAUCGUAUCAAAGGAUCAACUCGCAUUCAACGUCACCGCGUUCGACGAUCAUACGCUGUGGCUCGAUGGCGGCAAGGGAGUGUCGUACUACAGUCAGCUACAGGUUGAAGGCUUUUUCAUUCACUACGCUCCCGCUCGAGUGCGCUUCAGCGUACGACCCAAAGAUAUUGAAAUGGCCAGAUGCUGUGAUGCAGACAUUUUGCUGGAUAUAGACAUUCCUCUCGAAUCUGAUGGAGAAGAUGACAAUCUCAUGUGGCGGUCCCAUACGCGACCAACGAGUGUGAUAGCACGCAUAUAUGGUCAGAUUCAACGGAUAUGCUAA
Mixia osmundae IAM 14324 is the source of this 546-nucleotide messenger RNA. RefSeq lists its product as uncharacterized. Lineage: Eukaryota; Fungi; Basidiomycota; Mixiomycetes; Mixiales; Mixiaceae. The transcript has 4 exons. The record is from RefSeq and is a predicted model, not a curated record. Bases 1 to 546 code for a protein of 181 amino acids.